GAAAAUACGACAUUUAACUCGAUGCAUGUGGCGCAGUGAGACCGUCGCGGGUCUGCAGAGCGGUUCCGCUGUCGUGCAGUGUGUUUUUCUGGCGGAUCUUUGAGCUCGGAAUGCACAGAAGUCUGAUUUUCUGACGGCGCACUUUGGCCUACUGCGACAGGCUGCGCUGCGAGCGGGAAAGUCAUGCCGUUCCGUCGAGCGAUCGCACGGUUUUUUGAGCUUAGAGAAAGCAGAAGCGGCCCGAGCUCGAGCUCAUGUUUGAAGGAUAGAUUUAAUGUCUCCGCGGGACCGGAUGGGGAGCGGGUCUGUGGGCUCCAGCGGGACGGGGGAGCGGUUGUAGGGUGAAGUCUGAGGAUAUGAGCAGCAACGAGUGUUUUGGUUGUGGCCGUACGGGUCAUUGGAUCAAGAACUGUCCCAAUGCUGGACGUGGACGUGGGAAGGGCCGCGGCAGAGGAAAAGAUCUUUUCUGCUAUCGCUGUGGAGAACCAGGUCAUGUUGCGAGAGAUUGUGAGAGGACUGAAGAUGCGUGCUACAACUGCGGCAGAGGCGGCCACAUCUCCAGGGACUGCAAGGAGCCCAAGAAGGAGCGCGAGCAGGUGUGCUAUAACUGCGGUAAAGCCGGACACAUGGCGCGCGACUGCGACCACGCCAAUGAGCAAAAGUGCUACUCCUGCGGCGGAUUCGGACACAUCCAGAAGGGCUGCGAAAAAGUCAAGUGCUACAGGUGUGGAGAGAUCGGUCACGUGGCUGUUCAGUGCAGCAAGGCCAGCGAAGUCAACUGCUACAACUGCGGCAAAUCGGGCCACGUGGCGAAGGAGUGCACCAUCGAGGCCACCGCUUAAUCCCGCCGCCUCCUUCGCCCCUCCUUUUUCUGAUUGAUGGUUGUAUUAUUUUCUCUGAAUCCUCUUCACUGGCCAUCGGUUGGCAGAUAGAGGCUAUUCCCAGGCCAGUGAGCUCUUGACAUGUAAAAGGAGGAAAGGGGUGGAAAAAAAACUUUCCACUUUCUGCAUUUAAUACAAAAAAAUGUUUAUGUUUAGUUUGGUAGAGGUGUUAUGUAUAAUGCUUUGUUAAAGAACCCCCUUUCCAUGCCACUGGUGAACAGGGAUGUGUGAGAUUGUGUUGAGUGGAAGAACGUUUGUUGGCUCGCGGAUCGCGGCCUCGGAGAGAUCGGGAAAAAAAUAUAUAAUAACAUGGUCAAAAAUAACCAUACAGAUCAGGGAAGCGCCGGCUUCCUCGAUGAUUUGCGUUUUUUUUUUUUUGUUGUUGUUUUCUCAAUGAGACUGAGGUAGCCUAUGAGUGAUUGACCUGGAAGAGCAGCACAGGACACAAACGGUCGGGUCUGUCCAGGCCAAACCAGCAGUACGCAGCUAUGUGGAGUGAAAACCGUAACGUGUAAUAUAAAGCAGACAACUUUAUAGCAUAUUCUGGAAACCUUGUGUAAAACAGUUUCAGGAAACGAGUUCCUUUGUAAAUCACGAGCUGUUUGAUCAUUCAGGAUCGCUCGGCUGUGACGGCGAAAGAAAAAUAAAUAAAUAAAGAAAAAGAAAAAAAAAACUAGUUCAUGAUCCCAAGCGAUGCGGAUGGAGGUCGUUCUACCCACGGUGAAAACUUCAGUAAAAUAAAAACAAAAGAAGACAAAAAAAAUAAAGUACAGAUUUGGAGUUUAGAAGAAAGGGUGAAUGUUUUCACAGAAAUCAAAAUGUUAUUUUUGUACAAUAUCACGUAGACUACUCUAAAAAUAAGGAGAAAAAAACUAUCAUUUGCUUGUACUCAGUUUUUAAGUCGGAAGGUAAAUGCAACUAAAGUUCUAGGACAUAGAAAUGUAAUUUUAAACUCAAUAAAUCUGGAGGAGGAAGGGGUGUCAAGACUGAA
This is a messenger RNA of Danio rerio (zebrafish), 1872 nucleotides long. The record is from RefSeq and is a predicted model, not a curated record. NCBI's taxonomy places the organism in Eukaryota, Metazoa, Chordata, Actinopteri, Cypriniformes, Danionidae.